Messenger RNA from Glossina fuscipes, 3721 nucleotides. RefSeq names its product intraflagellar transport protein 122 homolog (gene Oseg1). Gene Ontology annotation, cellular component: non-motile cilium; intraciliary transport particle A. The transcript has 13 exons. The coding region runs from base 117 to 3632 and encodes 1171 amino acids. Lineage: Eukaryota; Metazoa; Arthropoda; Insecta; Diptera; Glossinidae. The record is from RefSeq and is a predicted model, not a curated record. Gene Ontology annotation, molecular function: protein binding. Gene Ontology annotation, biological process: non-motile cilium assembly; intraciliary retrograde transport; protein localization to cilium.
GAAGUUUCUUGAUGAAUUUUUGAAUAUUCGGGCAGAUUGUUUAUUCAAUGAUGUAAACAUUUACGCCGACUUACAUUUUGUCUGCAAGAAAAAAGGAAAAAAACAAAAAAACAAAAAUGCGAGGCGUUUUAAAAUGGAUGGACAAAGUAGAAUUUCCUAAUUCUAAGGAUGCAAAUGUUAGUAUUCAUGCCGUGUGUUACAGUCCAGAUGGUAGUCAGAUUAUUGUAGCUGCUGGUGAACGCGUACUUGUGUAUGAUUCCGGCGAUGGCACUCUUUUGAAUACCUUAAAGGCUCAUAAAGAUGUUACCUAUUGUGUAGCUUAUGCCAGAGAUGGGAAAAAGUUUGCUACCGGCGGCGCCGAUAAAACGGUAAUAGUUUGGUCAUCUCAAUUGGAAGGGCUUCUCAAAUAUUCUCACGCUGAUUCCGUGCAGUGCAUGAGCUUUAAUCCUAUAUCGCAUCAUUUAGCCUCCUGUUCCUCCUCUGAUUUUGCCUUUUGGUCAGCUGAUCAAAAAGCUGUGCAGAAAUAUAAAAUUCAUUCGCGUAUAAAUGGAUGCUGUUGGACUAGUGAUGGCCAAUACCUAGUUAUGGGUUUAGCUAACGGUUCUGUCACUAUACGUAAUAAAUCAGGCGAGGAGAAGGGUCGUAUUGAUCGGCCUGGUGGUUCUAACUGCGCAGUAUAUGGCGUCCAAUGCUGUCCUGUUGCAGUAGAGUCCGCUACUGAUACCAUCGCUAUUGCGGAUUGGGGUCAAACCUUGUCGUUUUAUACCUUAAGCGGUCAGAUCAUAGGUAAGGAGCGUUCUUUAGGUUUUGAUCCGCUCUCCCUAUGUUAUUUGCCAAAUGGCGAAUAUUGCCUCGUCGCUGGAUGUAUCGGCGUUUUACAUUAUUUCACUCGCGACGGAGUACGCCUUGGUACUUUGGGCGAUUCAUCAGACACUUCGUGGAUUUGGUCGGUAGCGAUUCAUCCCGGCGGUCAAUCCUAUACGACAGGCUGUCAAAAUGGCGUUUUAACUUGUUACACCUUAGCCAUGACAACUGUACAUGCUUUAUAUCGAGAACGUUACGCUUUCAGAGAGCACAUGUGCGAUGUUAUUAUACAACAUUUAAUAUCGGGGCAGAAAGUACGCAUAAAAUGUCGCGAUUUAGUUCAAAAAAUUGCAAUUUAUAAGCAACGCUUGGCGGUCCAAUUGCCAGAAAGGAUUGUUUUAUAUGAAUUAGAUUCUACUUCGGAUGAGCCUAUGCAUUAUAAGGUGAAAGAGAAAAUUCAAAAGAAAUUCGAUUGUAGUCUGUUGGUAGUUUGUGCCUACCACAUCGUUCUAUGCCAUGAUCAGAAGCUGCAAUGUUUGGAUUUUGGUGGAGUGUUGCAAAGAGAAUGGCUGAUGGACGCAUUUAUACGUUAUAUUAAAGUAAUUGGCGGACCGGCUGGUAGAGAGGGAUUGAUGGUGGGCUUAAAGAACGGUCAAGUCUACCGUAUAUUUCUCGAUAACGCCUUGCCAGUGCUCAUUACAACAGCAGUCUCAGCGGUGCGAUGUUUAGAUGUUAACGCGAAUCGAUCGAAAAUUGCGGUGGUAGAUGAUGGCGGACGUUUAGUUGUAAGAGAUAUUGUCAACGAUUCGCUGCUUUAUCAAGACUCUGGUGUGAAUUCAGUUACCUGGAAUACCCAUUUAAGUGCAAUGCUAUGUUACACGCAUACAACCGGUGGUUUAACAGUUCGUGUAGGCAAUUUGCCGCCGCGUGUUCCUCAGCACAUGUUGGGAGUUGUAGUUGGUUUGUGCGGUGCUACUGCAUUUUGCUUACGUGGCAAUGUUAUGCAUAAUGUACCUUUGGCUCUGGGGGCCACUAUGUGGCAAUUUGUCGAAGCCGGUUUAUUUGAAGAGGCUUAUCAAGUGGCUUGCUUAGGUGUCACAAGUGCAGAUUGGGAAGGCUUGGCAAAGUCAGCAUUGGAAGCUUUACAUCUGAAUAUAGCCCGCGACGCUUAUGUUAAGGUUAGAAAUCUACCUUGGCUUCAAAUAAUCGUGGACUUGAUGGAGAAACAAAAACGCGGUUUAGUACCUAAAGAGGUACUUCAGGCUGAUAUUUGCGCUUAUUCCGGAAAGUAUAAAGAAUCCGCUAGAUUUUAUGAGAAGUGCGGCCAACCCAGCAGAGCACUGGAAAUGUAUUCCGAUCUAUGUAUGUUUGAUUUGGCGCAAGAAUUCAUACGCGAUGGCAGCGCUGAUGAAAAGAAAGCUCUAACACGUAAACGAGCGGAUUGGGCGUAUGCGGUUAAAGAACCGAGAGCGGCAGCAGAAUUGCUUUUGAGUGUUGGAGAACAUCGGAAGGCUAUUGAAAUUGUUUCCGAACAAGGCUGGGCGGAUGUGCUCUACGAUAUUGGCCGUCGUUUAAGCCAGACUGACAAAGAAUCUUUAGAAAUGGUAGCGUAUAAUUUAAAACGUCUUAAAGCCUUGCCUUUGGCUGCCGAAAUGUUUAAAAAGUUGGGUGAUGAAGCCCAAGUAGUACAACUGCAUGUAGAAGCUCGUGAUUGGACCGAAGCGUUUCAUUUAGCAGAAAAUCUGCCAGAUUUAUUACCUCAAGUCCAUUAUCAGCACGCACAAUGGUUGGCGGAGAAUGAUCAAUUCAUCGAAGCUCAUGAAGCUUACUUAAGGUCUGGUCGCAUAAAGGAUGCCAAUCGUCUAUUAAAACAGUUAAGCUCUGCUGCAAUUGAAGAGGAACGUUUCCUCGAUGCUAGCUAUUUUUAUUGGUUGCUCUCCAAGCAAUACUUGGACAUUUAUUAUGAAAAGGAGAAACAAUCUCCUGUGGAUUUUUACUUGAAAGAGUAUAAGAGUUUUAUGCGAAUCGCUAAAAUCUAUUAUGCCUACAGUGUCAUAUACAACUACAUGAAAGAACCGUUUACCACAUAUUCGCCUGUGAGCUUGUUCAAUGUUUCGCGGUUCAUUUUAAAUGAAGUUGAAUUCAAGACUGUACCAAAAGGUGUAAGCAUGUUUGCGGUACUGUUCACCCUGGCCAAGCAAGCCAAAUUUUUGCAAGCGAAUAAAUUGUGUUUGGUUGUUAACAAACGUUUGCAAUCGCUUAAGCCACCCGCCGGCGUGCAGGAACAGAUUGACAUUAAUUAUUUAAACAGUAAGGCUUGCAAGAGCGGUUUCAAUGACCCCGAAGAAUUGCUGCCUUUGUGCUAUAAAUGUUCAAAUUAUAGUCAACAUUUAAAUGGUAACUCUUGCCCCACUUGCAAACAGGAUUAUAUAUUUUCUUUUAUAUCAUUUGAAAUUUUACCGUUAGUGCAAUUCUAUCCUGAGAUUGAUAUUAGUGAUACUGAAGCGGAGAGAUUGUUGUUAGCUCCGCCAAAAGCCAGUGAAGAUCAAGAUCCAUUUAAUGAGGAUGUUGCCAGUGCGUUGCCGUUAAGUUUAGAUCGGAAUGCUUUACGAGCUAUAGAUCCUAACCAUGUGCUGGUUUUAAAACGCCGUAAUAAGCCAAGCAGCAAAUUUGUGUAUUAUCGCAAUAUAUUACCUGAUCUACAAAUAACCUACUGUCCGGAAUGCUUGCUAGUGUUCUACGCUGAAGACUUUGAGUUGCAAGUUCUACAAAAAGGUUUUUGUCCUUUUUGUCGAACAUCGGCCGACAAACUAUUGGAGGAAUAUUGAAUGCAUACAGUAUUUUUAAAUUCUUGCUCAUUUACGAAAUAUUUAUUUAAUAAAUCUUCAUGACCACGUCUCUUCUUGAUAACGAUUAA